Messenger RNA from Pogona vitticeps (central bearded dragon), 930 nucleotides. RefSeq names its product olfactory receptor 5G9-like. Gene Ontology annotation, cellular component: membrane. NCBI's taxonomy places the organism in Eukaryota, Metazoa, Chordata, Lepidosauria, Squamata, Agamidae. Gene Ontology annotation, biological process: G protein-coupled receptor signaling pathway. The record is from RefSeq and is a predicted model, not a curated record. Gene Ontology annotation, molecular function: G protein-coupled receptor activity; olfactory receptor activity.
AAUCCCAUGGAAAAUCAAACCAUGAUCACAGAAUUCAUGCUUUUGGGACUCUCAAGUGAUCCACAAGUACAGAUUCUUCUCUUCUUGGUACUCUUAAUAAUGUAUGCCACAACAUUCAUUGGAAACUCUAUGAUCAUUUUUGUAGUCAAGAUUGAGGCGAGACUUCAGAACCCCAUGUUCUUCUUUCUCAGCCAUCUUGCCCUUGUUGACAUUUGCUACUCCUCCGUCAUUGUCCCAAAGAUGUUGGAAACCCUUGUAGGCAAGAAGAAAUCCAUUUCCCUGGUGGGAUGUAUUACACAGAUUUUCUUUUUUAAUCAUUUUGCUUGUGUUGAUAUUUUUCUGCUUUCAGCCAUGGCCUACGACAGAUAUGUUGCGAUAUGUGACCCACUCCAUUAUUCUAUAGUUAUGACAAAGAUGAUGUGCUGGCAACUCGUGGGUGGAGCCUGGUUCAUGGGCUUUGUGAACACAAUGUUGAACGGCUUGCCCUUGAUACGCUUAAACUUCUGUGGAUACAGUCUACUUAACCACUACACCUGUGAAUGUUCUGCAGUUCUGAGCUUGUCUUGUAGCGAUACUUCCCUCAAUUACAAGCUUUUACUUGCCUCUUGUUUUCUCUUUGGUUUCAGCUCCUUCUUCCUCACUCUAGUCUCUUAUGUUUAUAUUAUUUCCUCCAUCCUCAAGAUUCAGUCAAGAAAAGGCAGGAGCAAAGCCUUCUCUACCUGUAGCGCUCACCUUAUUGUUGUCUGCAUGUUUUAUCUUUCAGCUUUUUCCAGAUACUUGCGGCCACAUUCUAAGUCCUUCACAGACCUCGAGAAAGUGAGCUCUGUGCAGUACUUAGUUGUAAGUCCUCUGCUAAACCCAAUCAUAUAUAGUCUGAAGAACAAAGAAUUGAAAACUCUUCUGUGGAAAAUGUUUCGAAAACAUAAGUAA